Panthera uncia (snow leopard) is the source of this 834-nucleotide messenger RNA. It is a transcript of the gene CACNG2, whose product is annotated as calcium voltage-gated channel auxiliary subunit gamma 2. Gene Ontology annotation, molecular function: channel regulator activity; voltage-gated calcium channel activity. NCBI's taxonomy places the organism in Eukaryota, Metazoa, Chordata, Mammalia, Carnivora, Felidae. The transcript has 5 exons. Gene Ontology annotation, cellular component: voltage-gated calcium channel complex; AMPA glutamate receptor complex; postsynaptic density membrane. Gene Ontology annotation, biological process: transmission of nerve impulse; positive regulation of synaptic transmission, glutamatergic; neurotransmitter receptor transport, postsynaptic endosome to lysosome. The coding region runs from base 1 to 834 and encodes 277 amino acids. The record is from RefSeq and is a predicted model, not a curated record.
AUGGCUGCCCAUGUCGCCCAGCAGGAGGGCUACCUGCUUGGAGAAGGCCUCCAACACAACGGCAUGGGACAGGGGAACUUCAAAGGUCUCUGCAAGCAAAUCGAUCACUUCCCAGAGGAUGCAGAUUACGAAGCUGACACAGCAGAAUAUUUCCUCCGGGCCGUGAGGGCCUCAAGCAUUUUCCCAAUCCUGAGUGUGAUUCUGCUUUUCAUGGGUGGACUCUGCAUCGCAGCCAGCGAGUUCUACAAGACUCGACACAACAUCAUCCUGAGUGCCGGCAUCUUCUUCGUGUCUGCAGGUCUGAGUAACAUCAUUGGCAUCAUCGUGUAUAUAUCUGCCAAUGCCGGAGACCCCUCCAAGAGCGACUCCAAAAAGAAUAGUUACUCGUACGGCUGGUCCUUCUACUUCGGGGCCCUGUCCUUCAUCAUCGCCGAGAUGGUUGGGGUGCUGGCGGUGCACAUGUUUAUCGACCGGCACAAACAGCUGCGGGCCACCGCCCGCGCCACGGACUACCUCCAGGCCUCCGCCAUCACCCGCAUCCCCAGCUACCGCUACCGCUACCAGCGCCGAAGCCGCUCCAGCUCCCGCUCCACCGAGCCCUCACACUCCAGGGACGCCUCCCCCGUGGGCAUCAAGGGUUUCAACACCCUGCCGUCCACGGAGAUCUCCAUGUACACCCUCAGCAGGGACCCCCUGAAGGCCGCCACCACGCCCACCGCCACCUACAACUCCGACAGGGAUAACAGCUUCCUCCAAGUCCACAACUGUAUCCAGAAGGAGAACAAAGACUCUCUCCACUCCAACACAGCCAACCGCCGGACCACCCCCGUAUGA